This is a messenger RNA of Cladocopium goreaui, 426 nucleotides long. NCBI's taxonomy places the organism in Eukaryota, Dinophyceae, Suessiales, Symbiodiniaceae. The record is from the annotation of a GenBank genome assembly.
AUGAUGCGGCUCGCCACGGUGCUACUGAUCCAGAUCUGCCAUGGCUGCAGCUAUUUUGAGGUGAACACCAGCCUUGGGACAAAGGUCAUGGGCCACACCAUGGAAUUUGGUACUUUCUUCGGCGUGAUUGACUGGAAGAUCUCCGUCUUCCCACGGAAAGCUUCAGUGGUUGUGAGCGGUGAGGGGACACCUGCCGUGACUCUUCGAGGUCCUUUUGGCUAUGUGGGCAUGAGUUCUCAUUCCUUUGUUGCUGACGGCAUGAACGAGAAGGGUCUCAUUAUCUCGGUACAGACAUUGUAUCGUUCGGACUAUCAGCACUGCAAUCCCUUGUCAAAAGAGCAUCUACAACCCGGUACCGGGGCGAUCUGCAAACACGCACUGGUCCAUUGCGGAUGCAGAGGGCAACUCAAUCGUUCUGGAGUAUGA